UGGCACGCUUGCACUGGGCCUGCAUGACCCGCGCGUAAUCGCCCGUGCGUCCUCGUGCAUUUCGAAGCCACCUGCAUCAUAUGUUCUACACGGCCUGCGACCGUUGGCGAUGACGACUUGCCAGCGCUAUCUGACCGGCUUUCCCUUCGUUGGGGAAUACACUAGCAUAGAGUUCCAAGAGGAAGUUCCCAUCUACCGCAUCUGUUCUCUCUGCGGCGCCGUGCCCUCGGAACUGUACCUGACCAAAUGCUCGCAUUUCUUCUGCCCAAAGUGCUUCUCCAAACUGAAGGAGGACGACGCAUUCACCUGCCCCGUGGAUAACACCAAGAGCCUCCCGGAUCAGCUCUACCACGACACGACAUCUGCAGAGAUCUUGCAGGGCUUCAAGGUGGCUUGUCCGAACAAGGGAAACGGAUGCGACCACAUCGGGCCUCUGAAUAGUCUCAAGGAGCACGUCAGCACUUGCGGCUAUCACGGCGUCCAGUGCGGCAUCUGCAUGAAAGAGCUCAAGCAUCAGGACGUGGCGACGCAUCUCAAGACCGAAUGUCAGAGGAAUCUUCAGCAGCAAGAGGCCGGCGAAGGGUCCGCGGUUGCCGGCUUCGCCAGGGACGACGUGGCCAUGUACACCAACGCGGAGGCUUGCCAGAUCAGCGAAGUCCGCGAGAAACUGGACGAUGUCUGUCGCGAGGUCAAGUCUUUCAAAGAGAGCUUCGCCGAGUUUGAGGUGAUCCGCAGCACCGUCAACUCUUUCCAGGAAACGGUGAAGAGCGAGAUGAAGAAAAUGCGCGAGGACUCUGCCAUUGCCAGCAAAAGGAUCGUCGGAAAAAUCGAAAAGAUCCAGGGCUACCUGAAAGGAAGAAUCGACAGCAUCGAAGAUAAGUUCCGUUCCAGCAAGUUCGUCUGGCAGGUCAAGUAUUUUUACAAGCUGAAGGAGCAGGCUGUGGAGGGCAAGGCGAAGUCGUUUUUCAGCGACGAUUUCUACGUCGGAAUUCAGGGCUACAAGAUGUACCUGGGCGGUCACUUCGCGGAGAAGGACGACAAAGGCAAGACGUGUCUAAGUGUGUACGUCUACAUCACCAAGGGCCCAUAUGAUCCGACGCUCGAGUGGCCGUACAAGCGCAGGAGUACCUUCAUCAUCGUGGACCAGAAGAGCAAUACCUACCACAAGAUUGCCGAGAUUAUACCGGAAGAGCUGGGACCGGAGCUGGAGCACUGCUUCCAGAGGCCGAAGGAAGGUGAAAACGAAGGAAUCGGGUACACGGCCAUAAUGAGCUUGGAAGACAUCGAGAAUCCAGACAACGGCUACGUCGUCAACGACUCGUUCGUCAUUCACUUCAUCACCUGCGAAAUCUAGAAUCUUUUUUGUCUGUGGCGCAGUUUUUGCUUAGCGUAAGUACGAGCUACUGAGUGAUAAAAAAAAAAAACCGCGCGCGACUCUCGUAACGUCGAUUGUGAAAGAUUCUCAGCAAGAAUCGGCAAGCAUUCAGCAAUAAAAAAUGACGUAAAUGCUGCCUGUAA
Molecule: messenger RNA, 1518 nt
Organism: Ornithodoros turicata
Lineage: Eukaryota; Metazoa; Arthropoda; Arachnida; Ixodida; Argasidae
Product: TNF receptor-associated factor 6-like
Exons: 1
Coding region: 110-1354 (414 amino acids)
Biological process (GO): innate immune response; lipopolysaccharide-mediated signaling pathway; protein K63-linked ubiquitination
Molecular function (GO): tumor necrosis factor receptor superfamily binding; ubiquitin protein ligase activity
Source: RefSeq, a predicted model, not a curated record